Messenger RNA from Neoarius graeffei (lesser salmon catfish), 4360 nucleotides. RefSeq names its product BCL2 modifying factor 2 (gene bmf2). Gene Ontology annotation, biological process: positive regulation of apoptotic process; apoptotic process; negative regulation of autophagy. The transcript is spliced from 4 exons. NCBI's taxonomy places the organism in Eukaryota, Metazoa, Chordata, Actinopteri, Siluriformes, Ariidae. The record is from RefSeq and is a predicted model, not a curated record. Bases 382 to 897 code for a protein of 171 amino acids. Gene Ontology annotation, cellular component: myosin complex.
GUACAGAUUAUAAGAAUAGGAGUAUUUACGAGUAGCAGACUUAGCACAGCGUUAAAAGAAAAGAGGCGUGGUCUUGUGUUUGGGAAAAAAAAACAAUAAAAAAAAACAGAGCAGCUUCUUUAAAAAUAUUAGCAUACUAUGUGACGUUUCCAGUGGGCGGGGCUUCAGCCCAAAUCGAUUACAGGCAAAACACGAGCUUCUUUUUAAAGAGCUUCUUUACAAACAAGUUGAGCAUCAGCGCGGAGGAGCGGAGGAGCGGAGGAGCAGGGCUGAGUGUGAAGUGCACUCGGAUUUACAUUUCAAAGUGGACAUAUCAGCCCUGCCUUUAUCCAUCCGGAGACCUUUCAGAGAAAGCAGAACAGUGGCGGGUGAUUUCCGCUGAUGGAGGAUGACGAGGAGGAUACGCCUUUACCGAGUCCAGCCAAUCGGAUUGAGGUCGCAGACACCAGAAGAGGGAACAUGCCGGUGAUUCAGACGACACCACGCUUCCGGAACUCGGGCUCCAUCUCACACACAAUCAGCGCACUCCACCGUUCCCUCCACGGAGCUGUGGGUUUGGGGCUGCUGUCGACGCCGUCAGAUGAUUCACAAGCGCUUCUUCACAAUUUAAUCUUCUUCCCCGGAGGAGACUCUGGUUUCACCGCUCACGUUCCGUCUGUGUCGGAGGAAUCUGGAGAAGAAGAACAGCAGGAUGACGAGAAACGGGAUGAGCGAGAAGAGGACAGGACGAGUGUUGAAGUGCAGAUCGGACGGAAGCUGCGUGAGAUCGGAGAUCAUUUUCAGCAGGAGCACAUGCAACUGUUCCUGCAGUAUCGGAGAAACCGGCAGCCGAUUUGGUGGCGUUUAGCAACGACGCUUUACGACUUCCUGUUUCCGAGGGAGCUCAUCGGACACUGAGGAGGUCAAAGGUGAAGGAGUCGUCCGUCUCUGGGUCCUAGUGUCUGCCCUCGGGUUACCUGUGCCCUUAAACAGGCCUUUUGAGGUGAACUUGGAAAACAGAUCGAUAGUGAGAACGAGUGCGAGUCGCCGCUGGAUGGAGACGGCGUCCUCGCUACUGCUCACAAAGAAGCCAUCUUUAAAACCGAGCUAGUUUUUUGAGUUUUUUUUUUUCUUACUUUAAUUCUGCCUAUUAGUCUGUGAAUGCCUUACAGUGGAUUGAGUUAAGAAGCAAAAAAAGGUGCUUCAGAGAUCGAAGGACUUCAGGAAAGUUCCAGAAAUUAGAAAACGUGAAGGAGCAGCCUCAAAAAACUUAACUCAACAUCUUACUGGUUAAAAUUGCUUUAAAAAAAAAAAAAACUGUCAUGUCUUUGAGACAGUUUUUCACUUUUUUUUUUUUUUUUGAACAGUUUAGUUUUUUUAUUUUUAAUUUUUUUAUUGGGAAUAAAACAUCAAAUGCACGUCUGUCGCCUUAAAAUCCAUUUUUAACAUCUGAGCCUUUAACCUGAGCCUUUUUAAGAUCCUCAGGGCCGAGAGACAUUUUCACUACCGUAAUUAUUCUGAAGGUUUAUUCUCGCUUUACUGAGACGUUUUUGACUCUGAACUUUUUCUCAGUCUGACCGGGAUGAUUUUUAAACGCGACUUUUAUCACUGACUGAAUUUUUUCAUUUGUGAAAUAUCAUGAACUACAUCCAUUUUUAAAUGAGAAAACCUUAAGUUUAUUGGACAUUUAAACCUGAAAUUAAAAGCUGAAAUAGUGAGCGAUAAUUUAUUUUGUAAAUCACUUAAAAAAAUUUUUUAAACUUUUUAGCCAAAACCAAAUAAGACGAAUUCAGUGGCUUGAAACUUAAUAUUUUUUACAGUCAGGUUUAAAAGUACAAUUUUACUACAAAAAAAAGUUUUUACUUCAUUUUUAUAAUAAAGUUUAUUAGAAAAAAAUUAUUAAAAAAUGAACAGAAUUUUUUUUUUCUAUAAAGCUGAAAUUCUCCAUUUUUUCCCCUCAAAAAAGUCAGACUUUAAAUCCUGUCAUUAUUAUAAAAUUGGAGCCAAUUCAGUGCUGUAAGCCGAUUUUCAUUUCCUAAUAUUUCCGACAGUUCUGAUGAGAAAUGCCGUCACAGUUUGAGGAGCUUGCGUUUAUACAUUUGUGUGGAAAAACGAGGAAUUUUCAAACGGGUGGAAAAAACCGUCCAUAGUUUUUUUUUAUUUUUUAAAUCAAAAGAUUUUUUAAAAUCAAAUGAAAUACAGUAUAAAAUACAGGCAUACAAAGAAGACAAAAUGCACUAAUUUGCAUAAAGAUUUUUCUGAAGCCAUUAAUUAAUGAAUAAUGGUGCAUUAAAAAAAAAAAUUCUCUUCCCAAAACUUUAUAAAGGUCCUUAUUUAUCAAAGCUGCAAUGAUUAACACAUUUUUACUCAGAUUUUUUAUAAGCUCUAAGGUUUUUUUUCCUUUUUUUAAAUGUUCUGCUGAGAACAUUUUUUUUUUCUUAUACGAGGGGAAAAAACCCAAAUUUCCUCAUCCGAGUCCCUAAAACACUGUGAGCUCUUCAAUUCUAAUCGAAUCGAGCUAACUUUCAACACUUUGGCUACAUACCUUAGCUUAUUCUUUUUAAUUAAUAAAACAUUUACAGGUUAACACUUAGACUUCUAUUUUAAGUUGAAUAAAUAAGGACCGGUAUGUUUAUUUAUUUGUAUAUUUAUUUCUUUUUUAAAAACUCUGACCAAAUAAGUGGUCAGUUGGGACCGAAACCUUUUUUUUCCCCCCUGUAAGAUUUAUUCAGCGUCCAAUGAGAAGGCCUGAUUUUUGUCACAUGACCAGCUCAUACAUUGGACUUGAUUUUUUUUUUUUAAAAAGAACAGUCGUUUUUAUUAAAAGUGAUGCGUGUUGGUAUAAGUGGAAUCGGUAAAUCAUAACGAUAAUAAUAAUGAAUAGUAUUAUUUAUUUUUGUCGUAUGAGUUUGUAAAAUAAAAGGGAUAUUCACAUGAAUAUACAGUUUAUCGAUUUAUUCAUAAUUCUAACAAAAAAAGAAAAAUUGCUUAUAUUAAAUCUCUAAAUGCUUUAUUUAAGAGUGAUAGGUCAUGAAGUGAACAAAAGUUUUAUAUGAUGGGUAUGUGGCGAUAAAACAAUACUACGAUACAUCGCAAUAUCACUCACUCACACACAGCUUUACUGACGCGUUAUACUGGCGAAUAUAACAUACGGUAGACGAAGGUGUGAUCGCAAGCAUGUCACAUCUUUAUCAAAAGAAAACGCUGGAAUAUUGCGAUGAUCUCAUGAACCGUUAAAAAGGGACAAGAUGACGAUGUAUCGGGACAAGCCUCGUACCGAGUUUCUGUUUCACCUUCUUCCUUGAAUAAGUUCAGCGUCACAGACUGUUUUUAUAUUUUAGUUAUUAAACAAGACAAUCCUUUAAUUUGUCUUAUAUAUUAUAUAGAAAAUGCCGAGGUCCAGAUAUGGAGCUGAAAUCUUUCUGAAUGAACUCCUAACUUGAUGUAAAACUAUUUAUAGAUUGUGAACACACUGAAUUUUUGUUUCCUCUCGGACUUUUGUACGCACUGUUACGCUGCAUUGCUGUUGUUUUUAUCUUUGAUGUUGUUUCACUUAUCAAUCACUUUUCUCAGACAAUCAGAAUCCGAAACGUGCCUUAGGGCCGAACACACACCAGCUCCGUCGCCAACCUCCAGAUGUUCAGAGUCGGCUUUAAACACGAGCGCCUGAUCAAACCCCCCCCCCGUCCAAUCAUGACACACACGACUCGUUCAUGUUUUAACUUGACACUCGACAUGUGCCAAUAUUAGCCUCUAUUUUUAUAUCACAAUUCUUGCCUAACAUUGUCUCACACUUUAUAAUACUUUCGAAAUAUCAAAUUUUUUUUUUUUGUGAAUUAUGAGAUUGCCUUCCUUUAUUAAAGACAGUACUGUCCCUUGUUAUGCUCUUGCCACUCCGUGUUUCCUACCUAGGGAGCGUCCUUCAGACUGUUUUUAGCGUCAGUGAUCUUUCCUCAGUCGGUUACGCAAGCGAUGAGCACAAUUAUAAAAAACUGGACCGAGCGCCAAACAGCAGGAUGGACUUUGAAAACUAAAAACGGAGAGAUUAUGGAAACGAAGCCUGACAGAUUGUCACUAUUUUAAGGCAGAAGAUUUGGGGAAGCAUUUAGCCGACACGUCGCUUUCACUCCCUGGCAGGAAUUUAGCUUUUUUUGCUUGAAACUCUGGCUGUAUUUUGACAUUUUAAUGCCCUUUCAAGUGCACUCUUUCAACCAAGUCAUUGCUGUAUGAAACCUGUUUUUAUUUUCUUCUUAAAACGUGUUCAUCUGAUGUUAUAAAGGGAUUAUUAUUAUUAUUAUUAUUAUUAUUUGUAGAACAAAUGAUUACAGUUCUUAUGGUUAUUUAUACGUGGAUGUGUUUUUUUUUAAUAGAUUAAAAUGCU